This is a messenger RNA of Odocoileus virginianus texanus, 765 nucleotides long. Lineage: Eukaryota; Metazoa; Chordata; Mammalia; Artiodactyla; Cervidae. The record is from RefSeq and is a predicted model, not a curated record.
AACUUGUCUUGCUUUCGUAGGACUGCGCUCCACUUGGCCUGUGCCAAAGGCCAUUCAGCCGUGGUAACUCUCCUCCUGGAGAGAAAAUGCCUGCUUAACCUCUGUGACAGUGAAAACAAGACCGCGCUGAUGAAGGCCGUAGAAUGCCAAGAGGAGGAGUGCGCGACUCUCCUGCUGGAGCACGGUGCCGACCCAAAUGUCACAGACGCCGAUGGCAACACCGCGCUCCACUACGCUGUCUUUUGCCAGAAUAUAUCACUCACGGCAAAGCUGCUUUCCUAUGACGCCAAUAUAGAAGCCAGGAACAAGGAUGACCUGACACCACUAUUAUUGGCCAUAAGUGAAAGGCAACAGCAAAUGGUGGAAUUUUUAGUAAAGAAAGAAGCAAAUAUACACGCGGUUGAUAAGAUGAAAAGAACCGCCCUCACACUUGCUGUCCAUUACGAGUCUAUGAGUGUAGUCAGUCUUCUCCUUCAGCGAGGCGCUGACGUCUUUUCUCGAGAUGUCUUUGGAUGGACUGCAGAAGAAUAUGCUUCUCUUCGUGGAUUUGAUUUCAUUUGCCAACUGAUCUCUGAAUAUAAAGAAAAGAGGCCUAAAACUCCUCCCGAAAAGAGCAACCCAGUGGAUACGAGUUCUGAAGAAGACUCUUUAAGCAGGUUUUCCAACAAACCUGGUGCUGACUCAUGGCCUCCGUCAGAUGAUGAAGUCUUAGAUUUUGAAACCAAGGUAAAGUGCACUCUUGUGAAAUUAGUUUCCGCAUUCUGA